Messenger RNA from Emiliania huxleyi CCMP1516, 546 nucleotides. RefSeq lists its product as hypothetical. Gene Ontology annotation, biological process: regulation of DNA-templated transcription. NCBI's taxonomy places the organism in Eukaryota, Haptophyta, Isochrysidales, Noelaerhabdaceae. Bases 1 to 546 code for a protein of 181 amino acids. The record is from RefSeq and is a predicted model, not a curated record. Gene Ontology annotation, molecular function: DNA binding; DNA-binding transcription factor activity. The transcript is spliced from 2 exons.
AUGGUGGUGGUGUCGGUGGCGGGGGGCGUGCGCUUGCACCUCUCCAGCAAAAGCCUUACCGGAUACAAGGGCGUGCACAAGGUGGCCUCUGGCCGCUUCAGGGCUGGUUAUACCUGCGCACCGCCGGACCGGCCGAGAGGUGGUGGUGGCAAAGUCGGCUUAGGCAACUUCGACACGGCGGUCGAUGCGGCGGUGGCGUACGCGCUGGCGGUCGGGGAGUACACGCCUCCACCUCCGCCACCAGCAGCAGCCGAGCCAGCGGAGGCGCCAGCAGCGGCAGAGCCAACCACGCAGGCUCCGGUGACGCAGGCCCCGGUGGCUGCAGAAGCGGAGGGCGUGCGUUUGCACCUCUCGAGCAGCAACAGCACCGGCUACAAGGGCGUGUACAAGGACGGCUCGCGCUUCAAGGCGCAGCACAGGCGCGGGGGGGAACGGACUACCGUCGACCUCAGCCUCAGCCUCCUCCUCGGCCUCGGCCUCCGGAACGGGCUGUGGAGGCGGCUUGCGGCGCAGCACGAGCCGGGCCUCCGGCUCAGCCUCCUCUGA